CCGUUUACGUGGAGCCGAGGUUGCAUCCCACGCGGUCAUUACGCGCAUGCGCACUACAUGAACGCGUUUUCUCGAUCCAGAGCGUUAGUAAACGGACUUAAUUCGUUCAUUGCGGACUGGUAAUUCUCGUCUCGGUGAAGAUGCGGCUGCAGACCAUAGUUUACCUUGUCUCAGGACUUAUUGUAUUACACAUGACACAUACAGAUGGAUAUGUCUACGACCCAGAAGACAUACCAGACGACACAAUAGAAGAUACAGAAAAAAGAAAAAUAAUAGUGGUACAACAGCCGUGUAACGGUGGAAGACAGCUAAUUCGGACCAGUAGUGCCAUUCAAGACACAGAGCCAGUUAAAGAAAAACCCAUAAAACAAAAUAGAUUGCCUAAUCAUUUAAAAAAGUGGCAACUUUCCAGGUUGAAUGGCGACUCCAGCUUUAACUGGCAGAUGUACCUUUUAAAAAGGCGUCGCCCUUGGCUUAUGCUUCCGAAUACACGGUGCUACCGACAGAGUUGCGAGACGAGCAAAGACUGUUGUCGGGUUCAUAACAUUUGCGAUAAAUCAGCGAAAGUCUGUUACGACUGCUGGUAUGGUUAUCCCUGCAAGACGUCAGCGGACUGCUGCCAGCGCUAUCCACGAUGCGUGCGCAGCGCUAGCGGAAAAGGUAGAUGUGGGGCAUAAGAUCUCACGAGAUCGCCUGAGAUUUGUGGAGAUCUCACGUGAACUUGAAUUGGAAAAUGGUGGAUAAUUAGACGUUUGAAUUCCGUGGAGCAAAAACGUUUAUUUAUGCUUAAGACAUUAAUGUUUAAGUUCACAAACAUAGAAAAUGAUGGGAAAAGUCUUUCCCGAGAACUUUAUUAGUACAGCUUAAGAUUAAGAGACCCCUGACAAGUUAUUUCCAUCGGGGUGCUCGAUGAUUUAUCGAUAUUUGUGUAUGAAUUCAAUGACUUAUGGUACAUGUUAACUAACUAGGUCAAUCCUCUAUUUUGGACAUUUCCUUAAAGGGACAACUCUGGCGACGCAUUUAUCUGGCCAGGAGGAUAGUACCCUUGCUUCACGACAUGCGCCGCAACUAGUUGUUUCGCACAAAUGCUGAUAUCUAAUAAUGAGGUUCGCCAGUGUUGCGAGGCAAUUUUGAACACGGCUUAUGAAUUUCUGGCAGGACCUCAACGGCUUCAUCUGCUUCUGGUAUAUUGUUCAUGCAGUUCAAUGAUUUUUAGAAAUCGUACCAGUCGCGGUCCUGCUGUUGGCCAAUUUUGUAUGAAAAACCAACGUAUCUCAUGCCCAAGUUGUCCCUUUAAAGUAAACCAUUUAUUCGUACUCAAAUGUGUCUUAGUCUGGAACAGUAGAGAAGGAAUGUUUCCUAGGUCAUCCUUUCCGGAGUCAUGUGCGGCUUCAGCAAUUGUUUCCUCACUGUCGGUAUUGACUGUCUCACCAAAACCGUGAAGAUGGAGGUAAAACGCACGCCAAAACCGAGACAUACCGUCUGUCGGAGAGAGAGUUUCCUGGAGAAAUAUCGAGGUUCAGUUUCUUCUAGUGUUCUCAAACAAAACAAAAACACUUGUAGACGAUACCCCAGAACUCCUCAACAAAAAGCUUUGGUUUUCGUCGCACAGUGUAUGAAGGACCAGUGGUGUGACAAGUCGCAGAUUGGUCUACACCUAUUUGACUAGUGUUGCCACCCAGGUUUCUAUAAGGGAACCCUCAAUAUGAGAAAAGCAGGCAAUGACGCAAUAAAUUUGGUGAGGGGAGCUCCAAGGCGUCGGUACGGUGGUGAUGAAUAACAUCACACCGGUUAUUUACGGGUCACGUACAGUACUACCUAGUUUUGCCGGCAUAUUUUUGGAAAGAUUUUUAAACGGGUUAUCGGCACUCCUUACAGUUCCUUUGCCCCUCAUGUUGCAACCCAGAAGAUGACUCCCGCGAUGCUAUGGUCGUCCGUACUCGUAGUUUCAGUUUGAAUCACCACCGUGAUUGGUAAAAUCCUUUGAUUAAAUCGAUAAUAAUCCAAGUGAUGUUUGUAGCAUAAUGGAAUGAACUUCAAUAUUUGUUUAAAAUAUGUCAGGUUGGUAUAGAAAACGUACACGCAGUAGUAUUGUUCAUUUCGUAUAUACUUCUUUCAAGUUUAGAUUACACAUAUCUACGUUGCGUCCGAUGACUAACUUGAUUAGCAGUUUAUGGUCGAACCAUAUACAUGUAGCACUAUCCCGCGCACUCAAGAGAAAUCAAAUGCAUUUAUUUUUCUAUUCGUUUAAUGUAUAAAUGAAGAAUUUUGCCUCUGUCUCUGCUUCUGCUUAUUUUCUUAACAUACUGUAACUAUUGUGUUGUUUAUGUUUUAAUAAAGAUAUCCAUGUCAAUUCAAGAUGUGUUUAACGUGUUUUGCCUUUGAGUUCCGAACCUUCAUUCUGGGGCAAAUCGCAGACCGAAUAAGUCUUCCUUAUAUGUCAAUAUUCUU
This is a messenger RNA of Lineus longissimus, 2451 nucleotides long. RefSeq lists its product as uncharacterized. The record is from RefSeq and is a predicted model, not a curated record. The transcript is spliced from 7 exons. The coding region runs from base 141 to 677 and encodes 178 amino acids. Lineage: Eukaryota; Metazoa; Nemertea; Pilidiophora; Heteronemertea; Lineidae.